AACAAGACCGUCUCUUUUGCUUUUCGUAUGGCUUAAGUUUCUGUUCUCCAGUUCGCGACUAGAUAGGAUUAAAAUUGUUAAUAUUACGUUAAAACUUUGGAUAUUUAGUAAAAAACAAAAUGGCUCCAAGAAAAGGGAAAGUACAAAAAGAAGAGCCAGUCAUUCAAUUAGGACCACAAAUUCAAGAAGGUGAAUUGGUAUAUGGCGUUGCUCAUAUUUUUGCUAGCUUCAACGAUACAUUUGUCCAUGUAACUGAUUUAUCUGGAAGGGAAACUAUUGCUAGAGUCACUGGUGGCAUGAAAGUAAAAGCUGACAGAGAUGAAGCUUCUCCUUACGCUGCUAUGUUAGCUGCCCAGGAUGUUGCUGAAAAAUGCAAGACCUUGGGUAUUACAGCUUUGCAUAUUAAAUUGAGAGCUACUGGUGGAAAUAAGACAAAAACACCAGGUCCAGGAGCGCAGUCUGCACUUCGUGCUUUAGCCCGUUCAAGUAUGAAAAUUGGCAGAAUUGAAGAUGUUACACCAAUUCCAUCAGAUUCUACACGUAGGAAGGGUGGUCGCAGAGGUAGACGUUUGUAGUUUCCCAAUUUUUAUUUGUCUUACAAAUUUUGUACAUUGCAAAUAUUAAAUUGGAUUUCUCUUUAUA
Molecule: messenger RNA, 642 nt
Organism: Sipha flava (yellow sugarcane aphid)
Lineage: Eukaryota; Metazoa; Arthropoda; Insecta; Hemiptera; Aphididae
Product: 40S ribosomal protein S14a
Exons: 4
Coding region: 120-575 (151 amino acids)
Biological process (GO): translation; ribosomal small subunit assembly; maturation of SSU-rRNA from tricistronic rRNA transcript (SSU-rRNA, 5.8S rRNA, LSU-rRNA)
Cellular component (GO): cytosolic small ribosomal subunit; ribosome
Molecular function (GO): mRNA 5'-UTR binding; structural constituent of ribosome; small ribosomal subunit rRNA binding
Source: RefSeq, a predicted model, not a curated record